AUGCUUUCAUUACUUUCGCUAAUUCUUGCCUCGGGAUCAGUUCUUCGUGCUGACACUGAGCAGUGGUCCGCUAGUACGUAUCCGAAUCCUCGAACAAAUUCAACACAAUGCAACACAUGGCCCAAUUCGACACUUUGUGAUCCCGAUCACAUUCUAACCGAUCAGUGGCGACUCAAUAUUAACGAGAAUAUCAAUCAUCAGAUUGAAAGACUUCGUACGUCAAAUGUUCAUUACGUCGAGGACGCACCAGAGGAGUGCUAUCUGAAAAAUGCUACAGAAGACCUGAACAUCUAUGUAAUUCUUGCGAAGAAGAUUCAGACGCAAGCGAACCACUCCACAACGGAUACAGACUUGACUGAAUUUGGUGACGAAAUCGCCGACGAGUAUGGGCUGAAUUCAUUGCCGUGCAAGAAUUUCCUGAUUAUCAUUGGUGUUGAAGCAGCUAAGCUUGCAUAUGUUAGAGUAAGUGAUGUCAUGCUUUCAACAUUUCUAGAUUUAUGGAAAGUUUUUAACUUUCCAAGCGAAUGUCUGAAGAAGGAGGGCAAGAUGUCAAGAAAAGACUUGAAGUUGCCACCAAAUUUGAUGGAGAACGUCUUCAAUCAAUAUACUGGCUUGUUCAAUGCUAAAAACUAUAUGGAAGGAUUGAAUAACGUCAUCAACGAGAUUGGUGAUCAAAUGAUCGAUCCUUUCAAGGCACAACCUGCAACUGAAAUGACGGAUAAAGCACUGGAAAUCAUAAGCACGCUAUCUACCACUGAAUCUUCGACGUCUGCACUUGUAACAGCACCAAUUUCCAGUGCGACCACAAACGUCUUCCGUCAACUCGCUCCGUGGUGGAUGUACGCACUGAUGAUUUUCGCUAUCGUGUGUGCGGUUGUGGCGCUCUUUUUAUUGUUCAUGAUGCGAUGUCAAGCUAAGCGUUGUGUUCGAACACAGGUAAACACAGUCAUGUCGGCUAUACCCGAAGUGAAUGGCAGUCAUCAUAAAACAAGGGCAUGUGUAAACAGUACAGUAAUCGUUGGCGAUGAAAUAUCGAGAGGAAUUAAUACAGGUGUGAUGACUUCAAACAGUGAGGGCUUCAACGAUUUCAUCGUUCGCACUUCGGAAAAGUCUUCCAAUAAAGUGCAAAAUGGUGCUUCAGGAGAUGGUUUUUCAUCGUCGGUCGAUGCAAUACACACAGAAUCUAAUUUGCAGUCUAGCAAACAAACUCAUCACACUUUACACGCUAUCAAUUUGUGCACUUCUCAGCACAAAAAUACCCAUAGCAGCGAUCAAAUGACACUCUUGAGCACCUCUGAAACACCUCCCAAGUUUUCUGAAAUAUUAGUCGAAGUACCUAUUCCGGCAGAGCAGCAGAAUCACAAAAAUCAGAUGAUUUCGGCAAAGCUCUUGAACAAUAAUGAGACGAAUCAUCGGAAUGAUUGUGCGUAUUGGCUCCGGUCGAACAAUUUGUCACCAAUCACGCAAUCAACUAGUAUGGGCAGUUGUCGAAGUGAUGAAAGAAAAUCAACAACGUCAACGGAAAAUCUUGGAAAUACUAUUCAAGAGGAGGAGAGAUCUGUUGCUGAAUCAGAUGAAUUGGAGUACAGUUGUGAAGUGGUGCGACCAACUACUCCACCUAAAGUUGCAACCAAAGUUCACCUGAACGCAGAUAAUCUCUCUACGGACUGUAUAACGAAUGAAGAACAUUACCCUACAGGAUUGUAG
This is a messenger RNA of Anisakis simplex (herring worm), 1707 nucleotides long. NCBI's taxonomy places the organism in Eukaryota, Metazoa, Nematoda, Chromadorea, Rhabditida, Anisakidae. The record is from the annotation of a GenBank genome assembly.